UCGAGAACUGCCGAACAUUGCAACCCAACCAAAACGUUCUGGACCGUCGCCCGGGUAACAGGUCACAGGUGUUUGCGGGUAUCGUACACUAUUCCGCAAACUCUAGGCUAGUGGAUGGUGUGAAGAGGUCAGCCUAGUAGUGCUUGUGGAUGGAUGUGCUGAAACUGUGUGUGAGUCAACAGAAUUGGAAACAAGUUAUGCUAGUGCUGUGAUACAUGAUUAUGAACAGUGUUUAAGUGGACUGGUGGCUAAGUAAAAGCGAAUAGUCUUUGAGCUAGAAAGAGUUACUAGUGCUGUAAGGAUAGUGAAAACGAAAGUGAUAUUAUUCCUGCUUCAUAAUGGAGACUAAGGUUUUGAUAAUCAUCCUGCUGCUCUUAACGAUGGUGCGUGCCGCGUCCAAAUACUACGACGGUCCGAUACGCCCGUACGAGUUCGGCUUCAACAUCGAAGGACAUCAGCACAGGAAGGAAUCUAAAGAUAAAAACGGAAUCAUUAUGGGCGAGUUCGGGUUCAUUACGGCCGAUAAUGUCUACCACGUCACGGUGUACGCGACCGAUGCGGACGGCAACUUUAAAAUUGUCAGCAUGAAGAACUAUAAACUCGGACCAACCACACUGCCUCCUCCUCCUCCUCCACCACCAUCGCCACCACCACCCACCACCACUACACCCGCUCCAACGACUACCUCAACCACACCGCAACCGUUCCGCAUAAUCACCACCGCCAAACCGAUCGUCCCGCUGACCACGCCGAAACCCUCCAGCGUGGCCACCUGCUCGGGAUGCAAAAUCCCAGAACCACCGGUACCGUCCACGCAGCCCCCGCUGCCCGAAACGAGCACCCUGUACGUGCCACCGUUUAAAAUCGUCAACAAGAACGACCUUGAACCGGUGGGCGGAGGUAAAGCAACGCCCGGCUCAAUGGUGACCACAACGGCCGGGUCGGUCAGCGGGCCGGCCGAGCCACCGCCCGAUGUGCCCCAGAAGCUGGUCGAAUCGAAGGGAUCGAAGGAAGGGUCGGAGCGUCAGCAGCAGGGUGGAGGGUCGGGCACGAGCUCAGCUGCAAACGUAACUGCUGGGGAGCGGAGCGAACAGAGGAAAGAGCCGAACAGAUCGAAGGGGCAAACGAGCGGCGAACGAAAAGCGCCGAAAGAAGAUCAACCUCAAUCACAGUCCCGCUCAGAGGCACCGAAAAAGGACGGCCGUGGGUCCACCGGCACCGAUAAGGACGAUCCGAUGAAGCUGAUCGAGAUACACACUGCCAACAUGAUCCAGCACAUCCUGAACGGGCUGCUGUACCGGUUCAACUACACCGCCGGCUACCACGGCCACCACGAGCAGGGCGACCGGCAGGGCAAUAAGGAGGGCGGCUACUAUUCCAUCGGGCGGGACGGCAUCCGGCGCGGCGUUAGCUAUAAGGCGAACGAGUUUGGCUACCAGCCGCACAUCAAGUUCGAAAAGGUCAGCCCGGAGGAGACGCCCCGCGAGGAGACGGAAAAGCAGGCGGGGUUGAAAGGGUUCGACUUUAAGUGGUUUUACGGUUCGUAAUGGGAUGCUGCAUCCAGAUUCCUUUUUGUAUUGUAACUACUAAAAAUACUCAACUCGAUCUUGUGUGACGGGAAAAGGAAUGUUAUAACACUGCCUCCCUCCCAUUUGUAACAGUCCUCUGCCACAGGUGAUUGUAUCCUUGUUGAAAGUAAAGUAAGAGUGGCUAGCAAAUGUAAAUGUAAAACCAGGAUAAACGCAGGGAGCGAAACACUGAGGAUGAAGCAUUCAAAAGCGAAAAGAAAGGAAUGUAAGACAAAACACGCGCUCUGUUUCAUAUGUUAAACGCUGCGAUAUGCUAAUAAAAGUGAUAGGAAGGUAAGCCUUCAGUAACAAA
Anopheles coluzzii is the source of this 1881-nucleotide messenger RNA. Its product is annotated as protein lethal(3)malignant blood neoplasm 1. Lineage: Eukaryota; Metazoa; Arthropoda; Insecta; Diptera; Culicidae. The record is from RefSeq and is a predicted model, not a curated record. Bases 339 to 1547 code for a protein of 402 amino acids. The transcript is spliced from 4 exons. Gene Ontology annotation, molecular function: structural constituent of chitin-based larval cuticle. Gene Ontology annotation, cellular component: chitin-based extracellular matrix.